Messenger RNA from Rhinichthys klamathensis goyatoka, 1155 nucleotides. Its product is annotated as zona pellucida sperm-binding protein 3-like. The record is from RefSeq and is a predicted model, not a curated record. Lineage: Eukaryota; Metazoa; Chordata; Actinopteri; Cypriniformes; Leuciscidae. The transcript has 8 exons. Gene Ontology annotation, molecular function: acrosin binding. Gene Ontology annotation, biological process: egg coat formation; binding of sperm to zona pellucida; positive regulation of acrosome reaction. Gene Ontology annotation, cellular component: extracellular matrix. Bases 2 to 1135 code for a protein of 377 amino acids.
GAUGCCAUAUGGUAAACUUAUAGGGACAAUUGUUAUAUUAAGUAUAUGCGUUGCAGGCGCCAUUCGUAAUUUAAAGGAAGGCCCGAUGAUAGGGACAGAUUCUAGACAGUACAAAGUCGCAUCUUUACCGAUUGAGGAUCCUACAGGUGAUAGUACAGACAUGCCUUCGGGCAGAGUUGCACCUGUGCAGGUGCUUUGCACUGAGCGAAGCAUGAUUGUGCUCAUCAGAGCGGACCUUCACUCCAACGGCCGUCAUGUCACUGCUGAAGAGUUUAGCCUCGGUCAACCGUGCUCAACCGAGAGCUGCAAAGCCUCUCAGUACAGUGAUACUGAAUAUGUGAUUAAAGCAGAUUUGCACCAGUGUGGCUUUGAAUUAUCGAUUGAUGGAGAUCAUUUGGUUUAUUCAAACCAAUUGAUCUACACCCCUAUGCAGAACAGCUUGGGUAUUGUAAGGACAAGCACCGCUUCUAUUCCUAUUGAAUGUCGCUACAAAAGGACCCACUUUGUAAGCAGUAUUGAUGUGAAGUCUUCCUGGCCUACCACAUCAUCUCUGGAAUUGAUUGGUUUUUCCUUUCAUCUUAUGAAUGAUGAUUGGAGGACUAAAAGGUCAUCCUAUGUGUACCACCUUGGGGAAGUGAUGAAUAUCCAGGCUUCUUUCUUGAUGGCUGAGCAUGCUCCCAUCAGAUUAGUAAUGGACAGUUGCGUGGUCAAUCUGGAACCUAAUGCCGCAUCAGUGCCACGCUACGUGUUCGUUCAGAACCAUGGAUGUCUUGUCGACUCUAAAGUGCCAGACUCUAGUGCCCGUUUCAUGCCCAGAAAACUAAAUCAUGUGCUUCAGAUGCAGAUGGAUGCUUUCCGUUUCCAUGAAGACCACCGUAAUGCUAUCUAUAUUACAUGCCAGCUGAAGAUUGUUGAAAUGGAGUUGAAUAUCAUGAACAAGGCCUGUACCUAUUCUGGAAACGGGUGGCUCAGUGUGGAUGGUAAGGAUGAGGUUUGUGAAUGCUGUGAGAAUACUUGUGAUGUCAUCAACCAGAAACAUAUUGGCAAAUGGAGUAGACUACCAAAAAGGUCAGUCAGUAGAGAUACAAUGGAGUCCAACACUGUUUUGCUUGGUCCCAUAACCGUUCUUGGCUAAAUUCUGUGCUAUUCAUGAAA